Xylona heveae TC161 is the source of this 1997-nucleotide messenger RNA. Its product is annotated as cytochrome P450. The record is from RefSeq and is a predicted model, not a curated record. NCBI's taxonomy places the organism in Eukaryota, Fungi, Ascomycota, Xylonomycetes, Xylonales, Xylonaceae. The coding region runs from base 82 to 1851 and encodes 589 amino acids. Gene Ontology annotation, molecular function: heme binding; iron ion binding; oxidoreductase activity, acting on paired donors, with incorporation or reduction of molecular oxygen. The transcript is spliced from 11 exons.
CAGCGCAGUCAGCCUUACGUUGCAUACACAGAGCCAUGACAGCAAUCCCGCAGCUUUGCCUCAUCAGCGUGAUGAGAAAUUAUGGAAAUAGAUGUAGAACCAGCCACCAUGGGGGCUGGAUCCAUCACGCACAAAAUGGAUGGGCAGCUGGGGGCCAUACCCCUCAUCCCCUCCUCAGCUUCUAUCGAUAGUGCUGGCUUGAAUUGGCUCAAAUAUGCCAUUGGCCCUCCUCAAGUGGACUCCACAUCGCCUUGUAGGUUUUCUUACAUUGUGAUCAUGGACUCACAGCUCUGGCUUGACGUUUUCUCCAACUUCAGAUAUGCCGUUGGCGUAUUUCUUCUGCUAUCUUUGUUUCUCUGGAAGUUGGUGAAAAUAUUCAGUAACGAUAACCAGUCAAAAAAGAGAUCAUUCAAGUCAUGGCUGUCCGGUUAUUCUUAUAUUAUUUCCGCUCCAGAAAUCCUUCAAUCGGGGUUUGAAAAGGCCGGCAAACGGCCAUACACAAUUUCUACUCCAGAGCAUGACCAGGUCAUGCUUUCUUCAGAGAAGGAUGUUGCAGAGCUCCUUGCAGUAUCCGAAGAGAUUCUAUCCCUUCAUGCAGCAGCAAACGAUCUAUUUCGGCCGAAAUAUACCAUGGGAGGCUUUGAGCUCCACGACAACCCCAAGGACAACGAGCCGAACAUUCAUCUGCGUGUCAUUCGAGUAAUCCUGCCAUCCUAUUUCCCGAUUCUGCAGCCAAUUCUGGAGCAGAAAAUAAGGGAUACCUUUGCGCAUGAAUUGAUUUCAAAAGCUGGAACAGAGUGGAAAAGUAUGAAGGCAUUUAGCGGAAUUAAACGGAUUGUUGCUGCAGUUAACAGCGUAUUAUUUGUUGGAGAACCGCUUGCUAGCAAUCCGACAUUUGUCGACGCCGCCUUGCAAUUUCCAAAUGACGCGUUCACAACUGCAGAGGUGAUUAGAAUGCUGCCGGCUGUUCUAUCAGCACCGAUAUCCGCCCUUAUGACCAGGCGAAGCGCUGCAAUCAAGACAAUGCGAAAUUUUCUCUUCCCGCUUGUUGAAGAGCGCAUCUCAAAAUAUCCCCGAGAUACAGAUGCUGCAGAGAAACCGCUGGAUUGUGUACAAUGGCUUAUUGACUCAAUUCCAAAAGACCGACCGUGGCCAACAGAGAAAAUAGUUGCAAAGAUAUGUGCCCUUUGGUUUGGCUCAGUACAUCAACUAGCCAUGACCCUUACCUUUGCAUUGUAUGAUUUGGGCACUUACCCUGAAUAUGUGGACCCUUUGCGAAAAGAACUUGAAAUGCACAACACCGAAUCUGAACUUUCCUCGUUGAAAGAAAGAUGGCGUGCGUUCGAUCGAUUGCCUGUGCUUGAUAGCUUCCUCAAGGAGUCGGCCCGCCUCCACCCGUCUGACUGCAUCUCGGUUCGCCGAAAAGCACUGACGCCGCACAUGUUUACAAGCGGGACCCAUAUUCCCGAGGGUGCAUGGGCUUGUGUUCCUCAGGCAGCACUUCAGAAAGAUCCAAGUUACUACGCCAAUCCCGAAACAUUUGAUGCAUUCCGGUUCGUGUCUGCCCGAGGAGAUUCUGGAGACACUCAUACAAGGACGAGCAAUUUCACCGACGUUGCCUUACCGUUUCCAUUCUGGGGCAUGGGCAAGCGAGCAUGUCCGGGACGAUAUCAUGCUGCCUGGGUCCUGAAACUAGUUCUCGCACAUGUUGUUCUAAAUUACGACAUGAAAUUUUCUGAUGACAGGGCAUCGCGAUCGUUCAAGUGGCGCUCGGCGAUAGUACCUAGAUCGGACACAACAUUGCUCUUUAAAGCUCGAGGUCCGGAUGCACCGGGAACGUUGGAAGUUUAGAACGUGUAUAUGCCACACAGAAUAGCUAAUGAUUGGGCCUUCAUUGGCGGGCAAGUGCUUGGCUAGACAAAUGGGCCAGGAUCUCGAGCAUGUGGGCCGGUAAGGCGUGGAGGAAACUCUGAUUUCUGGCGCUAGGUAGCAGAUAU